This is a messenger RNA of Paramecium octaurelia, 275 nucleotides long. NCBI's taxonomy places the organism in Eukaryota, Ciliophora, Oligohymenophorea, Peniculida, Parameciidae. The record is from the annotation of a GenBank genome assembly.
AUGUCGAUAUUGAUGAAAAGAGGAAGCCCAUAUAUAAUUUAAUCUUAAGGAAAGAAUCAAAGGUAAUCCUAUCCAAUAUAUGAUGAAUAGGUAACAAGUAAAUGUUUCCUUCAGAUUAGCCAUUGACAAUAAUAUAUAUCGGACGAAAUGGAGAACCAUCAUAAUAUCGUAAGCUGUUGUUUUUGGUCAACAUAACAGUUUUUAACACAAUUAACAGUGUAUUCAUAUUAAUCAGCAUUCUUGAUACUCCUGAUCCGAUCAUUAUUUUUGGUUGA